UUUUUUUUCGAUUUCCAGGUGUUUUGUGUGAGUUUUUUGUUUGUUUUGUUAAUAUUGUGAUACUUGAUGGGACAUGGCGCGGGUGUUGCGACCGUCGCUGUGGCGCAGUGUGAGACUUAACCAGACCUGUGCCUCGGGGUCUAGGCAGCCUGGGAUUGUGAGAGUUCGGUUUGCUCCUAGUCCGACAGGAUUUUUGCAUUUGGGUGGACUGAGGACCGCACUGCAUAAUUACUUGUUUGCCAAAUCUCGCGGAGGAGAUUUUGUGCUUCGGAUAGAGGACACUGAUCAAACCAGACUCGUUGCGGGUGCUGCAGAAAAGCUGGAAGAAAUCUUGGAUUGGGUCGGGAUUGUGCCUGAUGAAAGCCCCUUGAGAGGUGGGAAUUAUGGACCAUACGUGCAAUCCGAACGUUUGAACGUGUAUCGCGAACAUGCCGAUCGUUUGCUUGCUGAAGGGAAGGCUUACAAGUGUUUUUGCUCGGAGAAAGCGCUGGAACUUUUGCGGAAAGAACAAGCCAGGCGAAAAGAAGUGCCGAGGUAUGAUAACCGAUGUCGUGGGUUGAGUCCCGAAGAAAUUGCCGAAAAGGAAGCGAGUGGGAUCCCGUCUUGCGUGAGGCUGAAACUGGAACCCGGGUUCAAAGGGUUCCACGACUUGGUGUUUGGGUUAGUCAGACACGACGUUGCGAAUGCCGAAGGGGAUCCGGUGAUUCUGAAGGCUGAUGGCUUCCCAACGUAUCAUUUGGCCAAUGUGGUCGACGACAAAGCAUUUGGUUGGAAGCCACCAACCUUUGGCCACUUGCCCUUGAUAAUGAACCCGGACGGAACAAAAUUGUCCAAACGUCAACGAGAUGCCUUUGUUGAAGACUUGCGGGAUUCAGGAUAUUACCCUGAGGCUGUGUUGAGUUACGUCACUGAAUCAGGAGGUGGUGGUGAAACCGGAAGAGCCAACAAACCCCCGGAACUGCAAUCGCUUGGGAGUCUCAUUCAAAACUUCAACCAAGAAGCCACGUCUCCGCAUUCCUUUAGUCUUCAAAGUGACAAACUGGUUGUGUAUAAUCGGCAAGCUUUCGCAAAUCGGCUGAAGGAUCCCGAGUCUCGUCAGCGGAUUUUUGCGGAACUCGAGAAGCUGGUCAGGGCGAAACACACCACGGAAAUUUCAGAUUUUUCCGGCGAAUAUUUAUCCCGUGUGUUGGACUGGGGCAAGGAUCGCAUCACUGUUCUCGACGAUCUGGUGAAUAAUCCGGAAAUGAACUUCCUUUGGGGACGACCGAAUACCGAAGAAGUUUCUGAAGUGUCUGCUUGUGGGGACCUUGUGAGACCCGUGAGGAAUCUGAUUUUGGAAUGGGAGUCGGAGGAUUUUGUCUUGGACAAGAUACCAAAGGAAUUGAAAUCUGGUUUGAAGAAUUCGGGGAAGAGUUUCAAGGCAUGCAUGAAGGCUGCUCGUAUAGCCUUGACUGGGCGUCUGGAAGGGCCCUCGCUUGCCGAGCUGUUGUACGUUUUAGGACAACGGGAAUCCGCAGCGCGACUCGGCGUUUGUUCUGAGGUCCGAAAUCUCGGGAAUAAGCGAGAAAGGAAAACCGCUUAGCGAAAAAAAAAAUCGUAUCCAUAAACAUAGAAGGUCGGCUGUGUUUCUGUUUGACUUACUGUUUGUCUUCUGUUCUUCCGUCUCAUUUUGUUACCCCGUGAAUGGCAUUUGUUUUUCUCUGCAUUUUUGGGGGGCCGACGAAUGAGUGUUCGAGAUUCCCGGUGUGAAACGAUCCUGUUUCUCCGGGUGAUGAUGAGUGACUAUACACACAGUGAUUCACUGUCUUUCGGAA
Molecule: messenger RNA, 1814 nt
Organism: Notodromas monacha
Lineage: Eukaryota; Metazoa; Arthropoda; Ostracoda; Podocopida; Cyprididae
Source: the annotation of a GenBank genome assembly